AUGAGACCUGAACGUAUCUUUCCCCUCAUCGUGUCCCUUGUGGUGGUGGCCGGAGCUGGUAAGGGUUCUAGUAUAGGAGGGUUGAGAGAGAACUUUUAUAGGACUACAGGGUGUCCACAAGCUGAGCAGCUUGUGAGGCAAAUUACUUGGAGUAAAGCGCGGAACGACCCUACAUUGGGGGCUAAGCUCCUACGGAUGCACUAUCACGACUGUUUUGUUAGGGGAUGUGAUGCAUCCAUACUUCUGGACACAAUCGGAACCAAUCAAUCUGAAAAAGAUGCGAGACCGAAUCUAACACUGGGUAGAUUCAAAGCAAUUGAUGAUAUCAAAUCUCAAAUAGAGAGAGUCUGCCCAGGAAUUGUAUCCUGUGCAGAUAUUCUUGCAUUGGCUGCUCGUGAUGCUGUUUCUUUUCCUUUUAAGAGACCUAUGUGGGAUGUGCUCACUGGUAGAAGAGAUGGUAGGGUUUCUCUUAUAUCUGAUGUCUCUGGGAACUUACCCUCACCAUUUUCAGAUUUUCAGACCCUUCAAACUCUGUUCGAGAAGAAAAGUCUAAACAUCAAUGAUCUUGUAGCAUUAUCAGAAUUCCCAAAUCGCCUCUUCAACUCGGCAAUUCCAUUCGGCAUUGACAAGAAUUCUGGUGUGACUGGUGUCCCAACCUUCAUUGCACGGUUGUACCAAGAAGAAUUCUGGGUUCGGAUUUGUGACAAUGAGUACAGGGGAAGAAACUGA
Molecule: messenger RNA, 729 nt
Organism: Fraxinus pennsylvanica
Lineage: Eukaryota; Viridiplantae; Streptophyta; Magnoliopsida; Lamiales; Oleaceae
Source: the annotation of a GenBank genome assembly